AGUAAGAGCUUUUGGUGUCUUUGUUACUCCUGCGCAAAACAAUCGCAAACCUCCAUCCGGCUGCACGCUCCCACGAACUGCUGGAUGCGGUCGCGCACCAACAAAGACAAAGCGACCGCGGUGAGCAUACAAGAGCAGGUGACACAAGACAUAGCAUGUAUGCGAGUGACCCCAUCUCACGGCCAAGGUAUCACGCUGAUCAUACAGCGCGCAUCUUCACUUUACCAACGUAACUCCGAUCGCGCGCGAUGUCUUUCCUCCAAAACCUCUUCAGUUCGCCCGCCACAUCCUCGCUCGCUAAGAAGCGCAAUGUCCUAGAUACGCCGAGUUCGCGCUCGGGUGAGAAGAGAAAGAGGGAUGCGUACGACCCGGAACAAUACCAGAAUGCUGUUUAUGCUGGUGCUGGUACGGCGCGGGUGAACGGAGAUGAUGUGUUUGUAUUGGAUGAGGAGGAAGCAGCAGCGCAUCAAUUGCAAGCCGAAGCUGAAGUUGAGAUUGAAGACGAUGACGAAGAUGACGAUGCUCGGCCGUACGUGACUCCGAAAUCUGUUCGCAAACUUUCUCGCGAUUUAUACACUGCUAUUGAAGCGCGCGGUUCGGGUAGUAGGGCUGAUAGGACAGAGAAGCACGGCGAGGCAGAGAGGGCGUUGGCUGGUACAAGCACCAGGGUAACGGUCUCGCCAUCAAUAUGUACGGGCAGUGAGACCGAUAACGAAGAAGACGAAGUAAACGAUGACAUGGAUUGGCCCAGCGACGACGACCUACAUCUAUCAUUCUCCCCCACCACAUCGUCCGCCAACCCAGUCAUGACUAGCACCAACGCGAUCAUAACGCCCGAGCAGAAAUGUUCUACAAAGCCCAACCUACGCGCCCGCGAACUUUCCUCAAACCCUAAGUCAAUCCGCGCCGAAUCACCGUCAGAACCAGAAUACGCGUUCCGCGACGCUGAGAUAAGGGAUGGACUAUGCCAUCUCACGACCUCGAUCGAGGACUUCUCCAAAGAACAUUUCCCUUCCGGCGCGCACACCUCUUUCACGUUCAAGGAUAAGAACGGGGAUGUCAUGAUGCACAACAAGUUCUUCAAGUCAUUGACGCUGGAGACGGCGAAGUUAAUUAAUUGUGUGGCGAGUGGAGGUCCAAGUGGAUUGUGGGGAUGGCACAAUCUCUUUGUCGAUAUAGAGAAAUUGCAAGCGCUUGUUUGUGGGGUGAUUGGGAAUGUGUUGAGUUUCGAUUGCAACGCCCGCUACGCAGCGACUAUCCGCGCCCACCUACCUGCACCGACAUUCCUCCCUAAGAACUUCAACGGCCACGUCACACCAUCAUCGGAGCACUAUGGCGACCCACCAACCCUCUCAUCCAUCUUCAAACCCCUCCGCCGCCUCACCACUUCCGCCGCCCUCCUCUCCCUACACAUGCACCUCGACCCUCACACAGCCUACCACCACGUCCCCCUCUUCAAGGAAGACAACUACGAUUCCUCAGUUAUGGAAUGCUACAACGAUGCUUCCAUGAGACAACGCAACAUGCAUAACAAAUACGCAGAAGUCGAAGGCGAAGAACAGAAGCGCCGCGACACGUUGAGCGGAUGGGAAGUUGGAUCGAGUGAUGUGAGUGGUGAGGGUGGACCGGUGUAUGGGAAGAGAGAGUAUAAGAAUAUGGGUAUACGCGUAAGGGUGCUUACGCAAGGGUUGGUGUAUUGUCGCUGGGGACGGGCGCUUAGCAUGCAAAAAGCUGCUUUGAUGGAUAACGAGACUGAGAAGAAGAUACACGGCGAUGCGUGGAGAGAGGGUGGUUUCAUGCAGUUUACGGAUGUGGAGGGUGUGUUUGACUGGUUGGGGAAGGAAAGGAGGGAGAAGGCGGAAGCGAGGGAGGCCUUUAUCCAAAGGAUAGCUGAGAGGGCGAGCGCUUCUGGUACUGGUACUGGGGCUGUGGAGAAGACUCAUGAGAUUCGAGAGGAACCAGAGAAGAUAAAGAGGAAGGGCAAGGGGAAGGUGAGGGAGGAGAUUGAGGACUCUGAUCCGGAUCGUUGA
This is a messenger RNA of Alternaria rosae, 2030 nucleotides long. RefSeq lists its product as uncharacterized. The transcript has 5 exons. The record is from RefSeq and is a predicted model, not a curated record. Bases 249 to 2030 code for a protein of 593 amino acids. Lineage: Eukaryota; Fungi; Ascomycota; Dothideomycetes; Pleosporales; Pleosporaceae.